Messenger RNA from Closterium sp. NIES-65, 2694 nucleotides. NCBI's taxonomy places the organism in Eukaryota, Viridiplantae, Streptophyta, Zygnematophyceae, Desmidiales, Closteriaceae. The record is from the annotation of a GenBank genome assembly.
AUGGCCAGGCUGUCACUUGAGGAGCUUGCCACGCUGGCAGUCUGCCGCGAUUUGAUUCGCCGACCAUCUAGCUACACACCAUCCAAGCUCGCACGUCUCUCCCCACACGUGCUGCAAUCGCUGCUCCACGUGCUUGUGCACGUCAGGGAGCUCUCCCUGCCACUCUUACAUGCACUGCCCGCGCCACUUCUAGAGUCCCUGCCUCUGGCGCAUUACCCCAACCUUAAUGAUCGCUGGCUAGAGCUGCUGUCGCCCCACGCGCCCACACUGCUCUCCAUCGACCUCUCCUUUGCUGCUGCUGUCACCAACACGGGCAUUCAGAAGCUGCUUCUUGGUUCCCCUCCUGCUCUUCCUGCUGCAACCGGUACUGCUGCUGCGAUUACUGAUAAUUUUGUCACCAGUGCUGCUGGCAAGAAUUUGGCGGUAGUCAAUACUGCUUCCGUCAACGCUGUUGCUCCUUGUUGUGAUGCCAGCACUUGCAAUGGCCACGACAGCACCACCACCCCUCCCUUCUGCUCCCCUCUCACCUCCCCCCUCGCCUCCCCUCGCACUCCUCCUCUCUCCCCCUCUUCUCACAACCCUGCCUCCGUCGCCAUUACCCUUCCCUCCACCCUCCCCGUCCCCUCCUCCUCCUCCUCCUCCCACCCUCUCUCCUCCACGCCAACGUCUACACUCGUCGCUCCAUCCCCAUCCCCGCUCUCAGCCUCCCCCUCUUCUCCCCCUAUGGGUCUAACCACGCCCCAAGGCCGAAACCUGUCCUCCCCCACUCUGUCGGACAUCCGCCUUUUAAGCAACCCCGCUUCCAGCAGUAGCUCCCAAGAAGAUCUGUCAGACGGAAGUUCCUCGGAAGGAGUGUUUUUGGAGUUGAGUCUUGGGGAAGAGGAGGGAGAAGAGAGGGAGGAGAGGAGGGUUGGAGAGGAGGACGAUGAAGAAAGGAGAGAGAGGGAAGAGAGGGAUGAAAGGGAGGGGAGGGAUUGUGAGGAGAGGAGGAAUUUAAGGGAGAGUGAGAUUUGCAUGCGUCUGGUAACAGCGAGAAUGGAGAGGGAGAGGGAUGGGGAUGCCUUUUGCAGCAGAAAACGGCAGAAGGCAGCAGCAGCCUCGGUUGCAGCCACAGCAGCAGCUGCAGCUGCUGCUACGACCGGGGUUGUAUCGCUGGCUGCAGCUGACUCGUCGCUGCAUGCUUCCCAGCUUCGCUCGCUGUGCCUUGAUUGGUGCAUCCAGAUCACAGACGACGCCCUGGCGCCUCUUGCUGGUAACCACACGGCCUAUGCCGCCUGCCACCACCUCGCCUCUCUCAGCACACGUGGCUGUAACCGCCUGUCUGCUGCUGCUCUCACGCACGUCAGCCACCUGCCCUCCCUCACGCGCCUGAACCUGGAGAUGUGCGGAUUGCUCAAGGGGGGGAUGCGCCACCUUACAGGGCUUUCCUCCCUCCGCACUCUGAACGUCGGUUGGUGCACGUCUCUCGACGACGAUGACAUGGCAGACAUAGCCCGCCUCUCCUCGCUACACUCCCUCAACGUCUCCCGCUGCAAGAUCACAGAUGCAGGCCUCACAGCUCUGCUGCAAGUGCUCGCCUCGCUACACUCCCUCAACGUCUCUCGCUGCAAGAUCACCGACCUGGGCCUCACGGCUCUGCUCUAUAUCAUCCCUCAUCACUCUCCCUUUGAGCCGCCUAAUACUUCCUUUCUGUCGCCGCACAUGCCCCAUUCCCAUCCCGUCACAUCCGCACCUGCAGCUCUCUCCUCCCUGACCAGUUUCAGCAUGGCGGGCUGUCAGCAUGCGACGGACACAGCCUUCUCUCUCAUCUCUAGCGUUCACGGAUUGACUGAGCUCAACGUGGAGUGGUGUGCGCUUCUCAGUAACACGGGCCUCAAGCACAUGCAAGCUCUCACACGUCUCACGUCUCUCAACCUGGCCUACACCCGCUUUGGCGUCAUCGACACACCCCGCAACAGGAGCAUGCAGAGUGCUCCUUCCUUCAUCUCCUCGCUGCGCUCCCUCCGCCACCUCAACCUUGACUCAUCACGCGUCAACGACCUUGCCAUGGGAGAACUUGCAGGUCUAACUGCCUUGGAGAGCCUUGAUCUGUCAGACUCCACAGUGGGCGAUGCAGGGAUUCGCAGCGUCUCUGCCAUGACUCGUCUCUCCUCCCUCAACCUGAGCUACUGCAGUGUCACAGAUGGCGGUGUGACUAGCAUCGCUCACCUCUCCGCCCUCACAUCCCUCUCCCUUGACACUCGCUCCAUCACUGAUGCUGGGCUGAAACGCCUGUCAGCCCUGACCAACCUCACCAACCUAGACUUGUUUGGAGCACGGGUGACGGACGAAGGCAUGGCAGUGCUCAAGGGCUUCAAGAAGCUUCGGGUGUUGGAGGUGUGUGGGGGCGGCAUCACAGACCAGGGAGUGAAGGAACUCGCUUCUCUGCCCCAACUGGCCUCCCUCAACGUCUCUCAGAACCAGCGCAUCACCGACGCUGGUGUCAAGGCUCUGGCAGCACUCACCACUCUCGAAACCCUCAACCUCUCGGGAUCAGGAGUAACCCGCAAUGGCCUCUGCCACCUGCUCGCCCUCUCCCGCCUCACCUCCCUCUCCCUGCACGGCUGCAAGGUGCACAGAGCGCAUCUCAAUCACCUGCUCGUCUCCCCUCUCUGUGACUGGGACCCGAGCCUCACCGUUACAGGGGUUAACUGA